UAUAAAACCCUAGUGAGCAGAGGGUUUCUUCUCUCCUGAGCUGUCUCCUCUGUAUCUGUCUCUUUAUUUCAUCCUCCGUGUUUGGCCAGGCAGCUCACAGAGUUCUGUGUGGAGGACAGAGCUGUCAGAGCCGAGCCGUCUGUCCGUCAGCGCACACAGCUGUCUGCAUCCUGUGGAUUGUAUCUCCAGUGAGUGACACCUCGAAAGGAAGGCGAGAGACCUGAGCAGAGACGCAGCAGGCUUCCUCCUUCAUCCCUCCUGUGUGUGGAUGACCUCUGCUCCUCUAGUUGGCUUCUCGGCACCAUGAACAAGAUGAAGAACUUCAAGAGACGUUUCUCCCUGUCUGUUCCCCGCACUGAGACCAUUGAGGAGAACGAGUUCACGGAGCAGAUCAACCAGCUGAACAUCCAUCACACUCAGGGUCUGACUCCAGACAGACUGGGUCCUCCCUCUCAUGAUGCCAGCCCUGUGAGCCCUGAAGCCAGCACCCUGGGAGCCCAGUCUCCAUCACAGCUUCACUACCACAGCAAGGCCCAGCACAGACGCUUCUCCAUGGAGGACGUCAGCAAGCGCAUGUCUCUGCCCAUGGACAUUCGUCUGCCUCCAGAGUUCCUGAAGAAGCUGCAGCUGGAGAGCGAAAACUCACCGCUGUGCAAACCUGGCAGCCGCAUGUCUCGACGCGCGUCGCUGUCGGACAUUGGCUUUGGGAAGCUGGAGACAUAUGUGAAGCUCGGCAAACUGGGAGAGGGGACGUAUGCGACGGUGUUCAAAGGACGGAGCAAACUGACGGAGAACCUUGUGGCACUGAAGGAGAUUCGACUGGAGCACGAAGAGGGAGCGCCGUGUACUGCCAUCAGAGAGGUGUCUCUGCUGAAGAACCUGAAGCACGCCAACAUCGUCACACUGCACGACAUCAUCCACACGGAGCGAUGCCUCACGCUGGUCUUCGAGUACCUGGACAGUGACCUCAAGCAGUACCUGGACAACUGUGGGAACCUCAUGAGCAUGCACAACGUCAAGAUCUUCAUGUUCCAGCUGUUGCGUGGUCUGUCCUACUGCCACAAAAGGAAAAUCCUCCACAGAGACCUAAAGCCCCAGAACCUGCUCAUUAAUGACAAGGGCGAGCUCAAACUGGCCGACUUCGGUCUUGCGAGGGCCAAAUCCGUCCCCACGAAGACUUACUCCAAUGAAGUGGUUACUCUGUGGUAUCGUCCUCCAGAUGUGCUGCUGGGCUCCACAGAAUACUCCACACCCAUCGACAUGUGGGGUGUGGGCUGCAUCCUGUUUGAGAUGGCAACCGGUCGCCCCAUGUUUCCAGGUGCAACUGUGAAGGAGGAGCUCCAUCUGAUUUUCAGGCUCCUUGGCAGCCCAACAGAAGACACGUGGCCUGGCAUCGGCGGGAAUGACGACUUCAGGUCCUACCUCUUUCCUCAAUACAGACCUCAGGCCCUCAUCAACCAUGUGCCCAGGUUGGACACUGAGGGGAUCGACCUUCUCUCUGCUCUGCUGCUGUACGACACCAGGAGCAGAAUCUCCUCUGAAGCUUCUCUACGACAUUCCUACUUCCUGAGUCUGGGGGAAAACAUCCACAAUCUGUCAGACACAGCCUCCGUGUUUUCACUGCGGGAGCUGCAGCUGCAGAAGGACCCAGGCCACCGCAGCUCCGUGUUCCAGCCUUUAGGUCGAGGAAAGAACCGGAGACAAAGCAUCUUCUAAAUGAGGAGCAGAGAGGAGGAGAUCCACACGCCUGCAUGCACACGUUCAUUCUAUGGCAGCUCACCACAGACACAUGCUCCUGCUGUGCACAUGUCAGUGUCAGAGCUCAAACAACACAGGCUUGUAGAAGUCCUGAGGCACAUCCACGGUAGCGACCCCAUCUGGAAUCAUGGCUGCUUCACCCAAAUCACCAAGAUGUAGCUUGAACACAUCCGUCUAUUCAGAAUCUAACAGUGCCUCCAAACCCCAACGACGCAUUCUGAGCUCUCGGUUUGUUCAGUUGAUUCUUGUCAUUUCUUUUUGUCAUUGCGUGUUCCAGUGUAAACGUAUUAAAUAUCAGUAUAUAGAAAUCUGCGUAUGAAAUACCGGGAACCGACCAAACUAAUAGCCUCAAAAAUGAGGCUAAUUAAAAGAUGAGCAUGAGCUGCUUAAUAACUAAUAACUGCAACAUCUGAAGCGUAACGAGACUCAUGUUGGAUCAGUUCCGCCUCUGUAACAGGAAGCUUCUCUGUAUUCACGCCUUGCUACAGAUCCUUCGUGUUUCAGCUUGACUCCACGUUUUGAAGUUGCCUUAGUAAACUGCAUGAUAUUCUGGCUUGUGAACUCUAUUGCUGAUCUAGUGUAGCCUUGUGUUUGUACUUAGUCUCUGAUUUGCACAAACCAGAAGUGUCCUCCGAAGGCUGCUCCGUCCCUGUGUUCUGCUUAAACCUUGUAUCGUACCAGAAGCCCUUAAGCCUGGACAGAAGAAGGUGCUUUCACUUCACUCAGCUCUGCUGGACCUGCAGCCACGAGCGGCUUUAGGCACAAACAUACCCUGAGUCAAAGUAGAGUUGAGUGACAGCUACUGAUUUUACUGACAUUUGAAAUUUUCCUCAGUGUCCUUCACGCUUCCUCUGUGACUUAACUGGGAUUGGGCCCAGACGUAUGCGUGUCUGAUGAAAUGUGUCUCCUCGUUCACUCCCUCCCUCUCUGACCAGUACGCUGCAGAACAGGAUCCCAGUACAACCCAUUAAGAACACGUGAUGUCUGUUCACUCUUUAGUGCAAUAUGAAGUCUGGGCGGAAUAAGUGAGAGGUUUCCUACAAUUACUCUUCCAGUCCCCACACGGGCGGUUUAGCUGCAUGGAAACAUAUCACCUGUCAUUGGUUCAUACCUGACAAUGAUUUAUCCAAAUAUCUCUUUGUGUACAGUCCCAACGACUCCCAUCUGUACACGUGUGUAAUGUGAUCAGCUGUUCAGGUCGUAGGAUAUUUGAGUAGUUACCACAGAAUUGAAGACACGCUGCCUCUAACCUGAAAGGUUUCCUGAUGUGUCCAAACCAGACCUGAUGGUACCACAGCUGGAAUCAUGGCCCCUGGACACACUGGUCAGUGGAGAUGGCACCGUGCACCCUGCUUGGUUCAGUCCAGUUGUUGUGUGUAAGGAGUGACGUUCCUGCUAAUGAACGGCGUGUCUGCACCUCGUCAUUCUGACGUUGUGGCUCCACUGCAUCAUUCUGCCUUCGUUUUAGAGCCGUCUUCUGAUACAAACUACUUUCACUUGUGUUGCUUGAAAGCCAAGUGAUAAAGCUGCUGUCUCUCCAAUGAGCUACAUGCAAUAAUGAGGUGGGGAUGGUGGCUCUUCCACAGUGGUGAUGGCUGGGAGGUUCAAACAAUAGACCACUGCCUGUUGCCAAGCACUGGGUUCCACUGUGAGGUGAAGGCAGCUCAGGGUUCUGCUAGAGGUGUGGGACGCCAUCCUUGGCAUGCAGAGGUCCGACGUGCUUCCAGGCCGGGCCUCCUGGAAAACAGUGGAUCAGCCCUAUAGACUAACCUGCUCAUCUGACCUGUGACAGGAAGUGACAGAGAAGCUCCUCCCUGUCCUCGUUCCCCACUCUGCAGGUGACGAGUCUGGGCACAGUGGUCCCAGCCACAGAUAACGGCUCUACAGCCUCUGAAUGGUUUCAUGUCUCAGUGUUCCUUUAAUCAACUACUUGCCAAUGACCCGAUCGCGUCCUAAAACCGUCACAAGUCACAACAGAAUAAAAGUCCCACGUCAUGUCUUCUUCUACGACAGCCUCGCAGAGUCAGAUCAGUGGAGACGGCCUGACUCCACAGGUGACCUGUGACCCUACUCAAUAACAUCCUGCCAGUAGCCAGUCCUUGGUGUGAAGCUGAUGGAGGGAUGAUGUUGUCUGUUCAGGAGCAGGAUGCGGCGCUGUGGACGCCACAUUGACAAACCGCCCUCACUCCCUUCAGUGGCAGAAGUAUUAAUACUGUACGUGUCUAGUUGUGGUAAAUGAAGCUAUUUUAAUUACUAAAAUUAAAACAAAUAUAUAUAUAUAUGUAUAUUAUAUUUCUCAGUGAGUUUUAUGCUGUUAAAUAAACAAUAGAGCACUGAAUCUAAAAUUAAGUUUAAAAAAUGCAGAUGAUGUCUAAAUGUUUUAUAAAAGUUUAGAUUUUGUAUGAGAUGUGAUAUUUUAUGUGACUUGUCUACACUGUUAUAAAAUGAGAAAUUGAAUGUAAUGUGGCCGCCAACAGGCAAAGAGUAAAUUAAUAAACCAUUGACAUUCUGGGAAA
This is a messenger RNA of Betta splendens (Siamese fighting fish), 4274 nucleotides long. It is a transcript of the gene cdk18, whose product is annotated as cyclin dependent kinase 18. Gene Ontology annotation, cellular component: nucleus; cytoplasm. Bases 304 to 1716 code for a protein of 470 amino acids. NCBI's taxonomy places the organism in Eukaryota, Metazoa, Chordata, Actinopteri, Anabantiformes, Osphronemidae. The transcript has 16 exons. The record is from RefSeq and is a predicted model, not a curated record. Gene Ontology annotation, biological process: protein phosphorylation. Gene Ontology annotation, molecular function: protein kinase activity; ATP binding.